AUGCUUUUCAAGUCCAAAGACACGGACAUGGCACUUGCGCGCAUCCACGAGGACUGGGCACAGUUGGGGAACGAUGAAUCCGUCAUACUUGGUCUUUUGGACAUUUUUACCUCUCUCAUGUUGCAAAUCCGUCCUCCCGCCCAAGCCACUCAUCUUUCGCCACCAGCUCUAGUCGAGCAUGCCCGAAUUUUUGCAGAAUCCGUCCAGAAGAAUAACGCAGAUAACAUGAACACGCGACCUUUCAUUCAGUGGAUUCUGGCCAAGACGUGGUGGGAAGCGCGCCCAACGCCAAAGCGUUCUGACGGGGCUACCAUUGAUGAUUUCGAGGGGCUCUUGCUCGAGCAAGGGGAUGGUAUACACCUUCCGGUAUUUGUCCCUAUCCAUCAUUCCGAGAAGCCUGACUGGGCAAUGGUUUCUGCACGGUCCAACGCGGCGCAGCGGAGCGCCGUUGAGGUUGCGCUAGGAGCAGCAGUGGAGGGAGACGACUUAUAUCUACAAGCACUGGCCUUGAAAGUUCUUUGUCUGCAACUCCAGGAUCCAACCAAGCUUAUGGAUGUUCUUUCCACUCUGCAGCUUGACUUACAAGGUGAUAUGGAAGGCUUCCUAGGCACAUGUCUGGCAAGAUAUCUCUCGCUUCCGGAACAAAACGAAGCUGACGAGAAGGCACUUUUGCGAAGCUUUAAGCAGCUCGACAAUGUCUCGGGAAACUCGUACCUUGAUUCCGGCAUCAAUCCUUCCUUUUUCUGGGCCCGAGAUGUUAUCCGAGACCAUAUUUCAGCGAGGGUUACCGGUGAACAAACCCAACCACCUAGUUGGGGAAGGAAUUUAAGGAUCUAUGGCUCAAGGCUCCCACAGCACAUCGCCACAUUCAUCGAGAACAACUUUCGUAUGGAAGUUCCUCCUCCGAUGUCUAUAUCGUUCAAUAUCAUCGGCGAAAGAAAACCACACAAAGAUACGCCACCAAAGCGCGUAUCCUUCAACAUCACCGACAACAAGGACACACUAGAAGAUGAAGACACGUCCUCGAAGCCGCCUUACCCCCUAUACCCAACUUAUAAGCUUGACAGUCAAGAUUGGAGAAGUCGACCUGCCAGUCCCGUGUAUGAUCGAACACGGCAGCCACCAACAGUAACCCGAAAUACUGUCCGCGAUGCCUAUUCUCACGACCCCCACCCUCCCAACUCAUAUCAUCGCGAUCCCCAUCCUCGCAGCCCAAAUCAUCACGAUUCCUAUCAUCGCGAGUCCCAUCAUCACGACUACGACUCAUCCGACGGCGAGUAUUGGUCUGAUGAUCAGGAGAGAUCCGAACGCCGUAGAUGGUCAUCGGCGGAUGAAAGCGCUCGCCAGAGGAAGGAGGAGCUCGACAGGCUGUGGAUGGAGAAGGUGAAAGCGGAAGUUGCGGCAUACAAACUUGACAACGAAUCGAGGAAGCUUGUCAACGAAUCGAGGAAGCUUGAAAACACAUCAAGGAAGCAAAGCCUCGCUCAGGGACACGCUCAAGAAAAGGCCCACGAGGACCGCGACGCGCUGGCUCGGGAACGACUGGAGAGGCAUGGACUUCCUGCUGAAAGGCCAGAGAUGCCAAACUUGUCUCAUGAGAGGCAGAUUAUCAAGGCAUACGAAUUUCCUGCGCAUGAGAGGAAAUCUGCCGGUGAUCAAGGCGCUGCUGAUAAUGGACAAAACUCGAACAAAAACGACAUGGAAGUCAAGGUCGAAGCCGAUCGGAAAGAGCUCAGUUUCUCAUCCAAGUUCCUGAAAGACAACACAGUCACGGUUAUUGUGCGAAAUACAGACAACCCCGAGGAAACAGGAUAUUAUCAAAUGGACAGCACUAGACUCCUUUUCAAGCCUGCUAGAGAGAUGGAUGACAAAGAGAUUGCGGCCCUCGAAAAAGUCUCCAAAGCGGACUUUGACCCAACACCCAAGCAGCGCAAACACGAUGAUCCUUCGACGGCGGCCCAGCCUCCUUUGAUCCACCGUUCAAGUUUCCCAAAAGGUGUGACAGUUGUUACCAUUCCUGAGAACCAGAGCCAUACUUCCGAGGAAGCGAUACCCACUGCUCUGGGGAUUGGUAUAGAAACCAACGCAACAGUAGCACCAACACCAACAACUAGAAAAGGAACCGAACCCACCACAACAAUCAAGCCCAACAAGCAGCAGCAUUUGGCCAAAAGCACACUGAGGGCCCAAAACAGAUCGUCAAGUCGGGCCAGUGCCAGUAGCGCAGACAGUAGCAGCAACCAACUAAAACCUGCGGCGGCGGCAGCGGCACGGAAAAAGAAGGGGACUUCUGCUGACUGGCCAAAGAAUAACAAUCCGACGACGACGAAAGACCCCUCCUCCUCCUCCUCCGAUCCUACUCAAAAAGCUCCCCCUCCUCAUAAAGAGGUCAUAGGCGAGCCAAACCCAGAAGCAGACACACGACCGAGGAAGCGAGGCACCUGGGAUACCAGGGCGGAAAGAGACCCAGGCCUAGUCCUCGGAGUUGGCGUGGAUGCCAGCGGCCCAAAAGAUGACGAUGAUGAUGAUGAUGAUGAUGAUGAUGGAUGGGACGGUCCGCGGGUGUUUGAUAUGGACGACCUUACCAACAACAAGAACCGGAUGGAUCGAGCACCGACGCCUCCACCACGAAGAAGCACGUUGCCGCCGCCCGUGGAAGUGGCCCUUUCGGUCCCGGUGGUGGAAAAUGCACCCACCGGCCCUCCACCACGACGAAGCACGGUGGAAAAUGCCGAUGAUGAAGAGGAUUGGGUUCGCCCAAAACCAGCAGCAGCAGCGGCAGCAGCGGCAGCAGCAAAGGAGCCAGAAACACUUAUUGCGGAAAUCCCAAGUACAAGUAAGAAGGGGGGCGGGGAAGAAAAAGCGUCGUCUUCGAAGUCGAAGUCCAAGGGUCCCUCCGCGCAAGCAAAAGCAAGUGGCGGCAGCAGCAGCAGCAUGAACCCAACAACAGGCUCAGCAGCAGCUAACAACAAGAACCAAAAGACUGCUGAAGAUGCGGAGGGGGAUGAGAAUAAUUCAGAGUACGAGUGGGUGGCACGGGAGAUGAGUGAAAGGUUGACUGGAGCGAACGAUUAUAUUGACCAAGACCUGCUUCUUUGA
Molecule: messenger RNA, 3099 nt
Organism: Sordaria macrospora k-hell
Lineage: Eukaryota; Fungi; Ascomycota; Sordariomycetes; Sordariales; Sordariaceae
Source: RefSeq, a predicted model, not a curated record